CAGAUGUGAUAGUUUAGGGGGACCUUUUUUUCGCUAAAGGCUUUCCGAAUAUUAUUUCAACAUCCGACACAACCUAUAUUUAUAUGCUACACUGUCACGGGUGGGCGGUUUUCGUGUCGUCGCGUUUAAUUUAACCCGCGAAGUUUGACAGUGGCAAGCUAAGUGUCCAUGCAUGCGCAAUAAUCCAGGUUGAAAAACAGCUACAAUGACAUCCUUGGCCCACCAGCUGAAGAGGCUCGCUCUGCCUCAGAGUGAUCCCAGCCUGCUCACACGAAAGGAGGUUGCUUCCCUCCUCUUCGACCCAAAAGAUGCUGCCACUAUGGACAGAAGCACUUUCUACGCUCUCGGUUGCACAGGGCUAGAGGAGCUCUUGGGGGUUGAACCUGCAUUUUUGGAAUUCCAGAAUACUCUAUUCAACCAAGCCUCACUGACCUUAGAGAGAAGUAUCCAAUCUAAAAAGGUCAAUGAGAAGUUGGAUGCAGAUGUCUCACUUUUCCUCACACGCCUCUCCCCUUACUUUCUCCUCAAGCCAGCUCAGAAGUGCAUAGAGUGGCUUGUACACAGGUUCCAUAUCCAGCUGUACAAUGUUGACAGUCUGCUGGCCUGUGCCCUGCCUUACCACGAGACAAAUGUGUUUGUCAGGGUAGUCCAGCUGCUAAAGAUCAGCGACCCUACCAACCGUUGGAACUGGCUGCAUUGCCUACAGAAACCGGGAGUGCCUUUAGCCAAAGGAACCCUAGUCACCCACUGCUACAAAGACCUGGGCUUUAUGGACUUUAUCUGCACCAUAGUCACCAACUCAAUCAAGGCCUACUCAGAACACUCUGAAAACUGUGCCCAGCUAAGAGUGAUCUUCUCCUUCUAUGCCUCUACCAUUGUGCCAGCUCUGGAUGCUGUAGAGAAAAUCUCAGACACCAUCAUAUCCAAACUACUUCCUUAUGUUCAGAAGGGGCUAAAGUCAUCUCUUGGAGACUACAAGGCUGCCACCUACAUGAUCAUAUGCCAGCUAGCAGUGAAAGUAGUCAUGGAGGCUAGCCUAGUCGACACACUAGCCUCACAAAUCAGCAAGUCCUUGGUCAAAGAGCCUGUACUGGCUAAAGAGGGCCUGGGAUGUCUCAUAGUCUUGCUGCAGAACCAAAAGGACAGCAAGAUUGGACCCAGAGCCUUCAAACGCCUGUACUCCAUGCCCUCCCUGGUCGUGACCCUGCAAUCCAUGGCAGUAGUCCAUGAUGUCAGUCCCCUGCUGAACUACCUGCUACCUCAUCUGGUCCACGCUGUUAUCAGUGCCAGUUCUGGUGAGACAUGGCUCUCUGUGUUUAAGGCCAUCCUGCAGUCAAUACCUCUGACCAAAGGCAUGGACAUUAUAGUUUUGAGGCUCCUGCUUGAUGAGUAUCUGAGUCAGAGCCAGCUCUCUUCAGAGGACAUCACAGCGCUCAAUAAACGGCUGCUGCCUCUGAUUCGACUGUUUGAAUCCAAGUACUGCGGGGCUGUGGAUCAUGUUCUAGCAGGGCAUGUCAGUGACAUCACCAGUGCAGAGCAGAAACACCUCUUCCACCAGUUCAUCUCUCUGUCUAUGAGCAGCGGGAAGUUUCAGAUCUUGGGCGACUCCAACACCUCGCUGCUUCUCAGCCUGCAGCACCCGCUGCCCUCAGUCAGGAGCAUGGCUGUAGACCACCUGAUGGCCGCCAUCACCUCUGGAGACGAGAAUCUGGAUUACAACUUCCUGAAGGGAGCGGUGCUGGACAGGAUGAAGGACGAUGUACCAGAAGUUGUGGCUGUCACUCUGAAAGCCCUGGCGGUCUACAUGGAUCGUUUGGAUCCAGAAGAGACUGCCUCAUGUUUACUGUUGCUGCUGGAGAGAACAGACCUCUCAUCAGCUGGACAGUGGCUCCCGGUGCUAAGGGAGGCAGUACGCCUGCUGGCUGACCCCAGACUGGGCAAGGAGAGUUCGAAGUUGGGGCAGCAGAUAGGCUGGAGACUUUUGCCCUUCACGGUGAUCACCAGCAUGCAGCCGGACUCACCAGAGCUCCAGCUAGCCUCCUGUGUUGCCCAGUCACCCAUCCUGGCUCAUCACCCGCUCACGAAAGGCUGGUCUCAAGAGCUGGAGAAAGGGAUGAAGAGAUGCAGUGAACCAGACUUCCUGGGCUCUGUAAAUCAGUGCCUUAUCUCCACUCUAUCCAAGAACCUUGCCAGCUUGGAGCGCCUCUCCAAACGCGAUGCUUUGGAGAAGUUGGCGCUGUCGUUGGAUCAGCUGCGUGGCUCUGGUCUGAGAGAGCGGACGGCUUUCCUGGUUCUCACCCAGACACUGCUCGAGGGGCUGGGACAGCUGAGCGACACCCAUCAUUUCCUCACCGCGCAGAAGGUCUACUCUCUGCUGGAGCCCCCCCUACUGGAAGCCACCAAGGAGGACGCCCCUCAGGGUGCUGAGGGGCAGGUUGCUGCUCCUGUCUCUUUCUCGGAGGCCCUGGCUCUCUACAUCCAGAUUGGGAGGGCUGGAUGGGGCCCGUUGGAGAACAGGGGCAUAGAAUACAGACUGGUUCUGCCCUCACUGCUGCGAUGCUUCAUCUCUUCUCUCAAGUGUCCGGACACAUUCGUCAAAGACGAGGUUUGCUGGAACCCAGAGAAGCUGGACCCCAACACCUGCUGUUACCUCAGCCUGCUCUGCCGGCUCUUUGACGUCAUCAUCAACAGCUCCACCCACGGACCAAUGGCCAUCAGCUUCAGAGAGCUCAUGAAACUUCUGUUGCAGGUGCACCUAAGUGAGCCACUGGUGCUGUUUAAGUUCCUGUGUGUGCUGUGGGGCUACAGUGCCAACCAAGGAGACCAGCUGGAUGUGAAGGUGACUGCCAUCCUGCAGACCCAGGCUCUUUAUAUGGGCAAUGCCAUGCUCAGUACCCAGCCUGCCAGCACACUGACAGACCUGGCAUCAGCCAAGUCACCAGUUGUCCCGUCGUUGCUGGGCUGUCUUAGCUCUCCCAUACGUGAGAUCAGGAGAGCAGCCCUCAACGUCCUGCAGACCCUGUCAGGGUCAGACACUGUCUUCAAGCCAAUCGUGGAAAGACUUCUGAAGAACACCGAAGAGAUCAUUGCGGACCCCUCCCAUCUUAGCCAGGCUCUGGGUGUUGCACAUGAGGAAUGCAUGUUGGGUAAAGCUAAGGCUCGGAAGAAGAAGCUGCUGUUAUCGCUGGAGCAGCUCCUACAGAGCAUCAGAGCCCCUGGCUUCCCUUCCUACAUGGCCAAAACCCUGCUCAGAGCUCUGUGUCAGGUCAACGGAGAGUCUGUACUAUCCGUACUGCUACCGGUCCUGGACGGGUUGCUAGAGCAGAGUGGGCCGGAGCCCCUUAAUCUCCUACGUGACGAGGUCCAACUGAUGCAGCUGGUACUCGGGAAGUACAACGAGGCAGCGGCCCCUCUCCUGGUAAAGGACCAGGCUUGUCUGGAGCUGUUUGUGAGGGCCCUCAGGACGCCGGCACAGCCCUACCCCGACAUCCCAAGCUUCCAGAUCAUUGCCCUGGAACAGAUCACCAUGCCGUUCUUCUCUGCCCUGGGGGAUGAGAAGGUCCAGCAGAGGCUGUUGGGAGUAAUGUUUAACCUCCUGGUGGAGAGCAAGAGUCAUCUUGUCGCCAACACCAUUAGUAGCGUCUUCAAAGGGAUUGCCGUGGAUGGUGAGCUGGUAGCCAACGAGCUAGCCCCCCCAGAAAAGCCCAAAGUCAAAGUGACGGUACAGCAGACCCGCAGAAGCAGAUUGCUGCACAGGAAAGCUCAGGAAGGUAGCGAGGCCAAACCAGAGGAGGGCGCCAUGUCAUGGCAGAGGGUCACGCUAAUCCUGGAGCUGCUGCAGCACAAGAAGAAACUGAAGAGAGCCCAGCUGUUGGUUCCACCUCUGUUUGCCCUGCUCGCCAGGAGCCUCGAGCCUUGCGCAAUAGAACAAGGCAACAUGGAGUACACCAAGCAGCUUCUCCUCAGCUGUCUACUCAACGUCUGCCAAAAACUGUCUCCUAAUGGAGGACCCAUCGCACCAGACAUCCUGGACGAAGAUAAGUUCAACGUGGAGCUGGUUGUUCAGUGUGUGCGGGUGUCAGACAUGCCUCAGACCCACCAUCACGCCCUGCUACUACUAGGCACCGUGGCAAGCAUUUUCCCUGAAAAGGUCCUCCACAAUAUUAUGCCCAUCUUCACAUUCAUGGGAGCCAACAUCAUGCGCCUUGAUGACGCGUACAGCUUCCAGGUCAUCAACAAGACCGUACAGACUGUCAUACCCGCGCUGAUCAAGACCCAUGAAGGUAGCGAGGACAAGUCGUCAAGCCACAUGGAAGCGGUGGUGACACAAAUUAUGCACGUGUUCGUUGACGCGGUGCCACACAUGCCGGAGCAUCGUCGCCCAGCCAUUCUUUCUCAACUGAUGAACACACUGGGACCGGGCCGGUUCCUCUGGGUCCUAAUGCUCCUCCAGUUCAAACAGCAUGCUACACAGACUGCUAAUUCUGGUAAACGUGAUGCAGCUCUGGAGAGGGACAUGGAGUUUUGGAUUUCAUUGUGCUGUGAAUUUGAGGUGUCAGACCAGCUCACCUCCCUCAUCAAGAUCCUACAGUACCUCAUGCAGCUGCCAAAAGACAAAGAAAAUGCCACUGCUGCUCCAGUGAAGCAUACCCCGCACCGUCGAGCAGUCAAAAUAAAGCGGGACGAGAAAGCAGAGGAGCCAGUCUUCAAUGUGGACGCCCACAGCGGCAAAGAGCUGCGACACUUCAAAUUCCUGUCUGUCUCCUUCAUGGCACAGCUGCUCGCCUCGUCCAGCUUUAUAGCAAAGGUUGCAGACAAUGAUGAUGCUGGAAAUGAGUGUCUGCAGCAGCUACAGCAAAGCCUCUUGGAGGAGAUUCUGCUUUACAUCCACAGCGUGGCUCACUGUGUGGAGGAAAACGCUGAAAGUCCCACAGCAAAGUUCUGGAGAGUUCUGCUCAAUAAGACCUAUGAUGUCCUGGAUAAGGUGAAUGCCCUGUUGCCUGCUGAUACCUUCAUCACUGUGAUGAAAGGGCUGAUGGGAAAUCAGCUGCCAUCUGUCAGGAGAAAGGCCAUGGAGCUGCUAAACAACAAACUGCAACACAGGACACAUUGGAAGGAGCAACAGGUAACGGUGCUCUUGCAACUCACCGGCGACCUACUUGACAUCGUACGUAAAGGUAAAAGCAAGGCCGGGGAGGAAUGCAACGGAGAGGAGGAGCAGGCCAUCAACCGACAGACUGCGCUCUACAGUCUCAAACUGCUCUGCCGCAACUUCGGCUCUAACCACUCGCAGACAUUUGUGCCCGUGUUAAUGCACGCGGUGGACAUCGUCAUGUCCCCAGAAGAAGACAAAAAUGUCAUGGGCAGUGCCCUGUUAUGCAUCGCGGAAGUGACCAGCAGGCUCAAAGCCCUCGCGAUCCCACAGCUGCCCAGACUAAUGCCCGCAGUGCUGUACACCCUGACAGACAGGAAAGAUCUGCUAAGCAAUGAAAUCUACCUGCUGAGUGCUGUCACAGCCCUGCAGCGUGUCACCGAGACGCUGGCACAUUUUAUCAGCCCCUAUCUCCAGGAUAUAACCUUACAGGUGUGUCGGCUGACCCGUCUAGCAGAGACCACCACUUCCCCUCAGCUGUCGGUGCGUCUGACCUCGCUGAAGAACACCCUAGCCACCAAGGUGCCCCCAAGAGUGCUGAUGCCCACCAUCACCAAAUGCUACAGCAACAUAGUCACCAAAAACCAGACCUGGCUCGGUCCUCUGAUGACCAUUCUGAAGGAGCACAUCUGCCACAUUGAGAAGGAGCAGCUGAACUCCCACCAGUCAGAACUCACUUCCUUCUUCCUCACCACCCUCGAUUUUCGAGCCCAACACUGUCAGGGUGAUUUGGAGAAGACCAAGGAGAUUGAAGGCUAUGUGAUUGACUGCCUUCUGGCCAUGGUGAUGAAGCUGUCUGAAGUCACCUUUAGACCGCUCUUCUUUAAGGUGUUCGACUGGAGUAAGAAUGAAGCUGAUGGAAAGGAACGCCUGCUUACCUUUUACCGACUGGCUGACUGUAUUGCUGACCGGCUGAAAGGGCUGUUUGUCCUUUUUGCUGGAAACCUUGUUAAACCAUUUGCUGACCUCCUGCGACAAACCAACAUAUCCAAGACCGAUGACUUACUGUUUGACUCUGAGGAAAAUGUUGAGAAGAGCAGCCUGCUGCUGGAGUACAUCCUGGACUGCCUCCAUAAGAUUUUCCUCUACGACACCCAGCACUUCCUCAGCAAGGAGCGAGCCGACGCCCUCCUGGGACCUCUGGUUGAUCAGCUUGACAACAUGUUGGGUGGAGAUGAGGUGUACCAGACCAGGGUGGCCAAACACCUUGUGCCCUGCAUCGCCCAGUUCUCCGUGGCCAUGGGUGAUGACAGUCAGUGGAAGGCCCUCAACUACCAGGUCCUGCUCAAGACCAGACACACGUCAUCAAAGGUGCGUUUCUCUUCCCUGCUGGUGCUAUUGGAGCUGGCUGGCAAGCUGAAGGAGAAUUACAUGGUGCUGCUGCCUGAGACCAUCCCCUUCCUAGCAGAACUCAUGGAGGAUGAGUGCGAGGAAGUGGAGCACCAGGUCCAGAAGGUCAUUCAGGAGAUGGAGAACAUUCUGGGAGAACCACUGCAGAGUUACUUUUAAAACACACGGACUCACACCUGCACACACUGUCAUUCAGCUCAACACGAGCCUGACACCACCGCCGCUGCAGCGGACAGUUUGAGCUCUGCUUGGACCCCCAGUAUGAAAACUGUAUUGAGUCCCUGCCAGAAGCUCUGGAUAAGACGUUUCCCCCGCAGAGCCAUGUUAUCCUCAACUGUGAGACCUCCAAACCGAGAAUUGUGUCUUUGACUACCAAAACAGCCCCGUGCAGUCAACCAAAUCCCCAUACAAGUAGUUCAUCCCUAUUUUAACUUUAACUCGAGAACGACCGAGCCGGUCAUUUUCACCGUUUUGAAAAAGGGUAUUGUCAAAUGGAUUUAGGAAUCCAGCAAUUUAGUUUUACUUUUUAUUUUUAUUUUUAUUUUUACUUUUUAACCGCAUUAAAAAACUGAUUUACAAUUUCCACCCAUCUGUUAUCCGAACCGCUUAUCCUGCUCUCAGGGUCGCGGGGAUGCUGGAGCCUGUCCCAGCAGUCAGCGAGGUAUUUAAUUUAUAUAUUUAUCGAUGAUUUCAUUUAGUUAUUCAUAAGAAGGUUCUGGGUCCGAGCCCCGGGGUAGUCCAACCUUGGUGGGUCGUCCUGUGUGUGGAGUUUGCAUGUUCUCCCCGUGUCUGCGUGGGUUUCCAGACCUGCCGCUCUGUGAAUGCUCCUAAAACUGCAUAUAUUUCUAUUAAAAUGAGUUUAAGAUCAAUUGCACAAAAAAAAGUUAUGAUAAGAUCUACCCAAAACAACCAAGACCGCACGUGAUCGUGUGCGUCAUGUCACUAUUUAUGACGUGUGAUGGCCACAUCAUUUCCUUCAUGAAGGUCAUCGCUCUGUCCUAGAAACACACUAGUGUCCUCCAGUGCAGAGAUAUAGUCUAAACUUGAGUUUUGAUUAUUGCCAACAUGUCUGGGUACAGAGGCACCAUGACUACCACUGAGGUGUUGCAGUAUUUACAGGCGUUGGACAGCGGGCAUUUUAAAUUGUUUGAAAACUAGUAUUCAAGUUGUUAAAAUGUUAAUUUUGGUGUCAGUUUCGUAACAGACAUACAUAAUGUUAAUAUCUCAAUUGGGUCUUUAUCUUGACAGAAUAUAGAGUUUAAAAACCCGGCGGUAUAUAAUAUAAUAACAUAAUAAAUAUAUGCAAUUACAGGAGAAUUCAGGGAGCGGCAGGUCGGUAUCUUUUUUUUCUCACAAAGUUAUUAAACUUUGAAAAUCCAAAAACGGGCCUAAUGACCGUCUCGGUCUUUCUAGUGUUAAAAAUCCUCCUAUUUCUGACCAGCAUGUGAAGCGUUUCGUUCUUUUUAAAGUGAGAAAUCCAUUUUUGAGAAGCAGAGUCGACCUAAAGUAUACCACACAGUGUCUCUUGAACACGGGGAACCUCGUCUUCUUGGUUUUUGACGAAAGUGUAAUUUUGUCAAGAGGACUGCCCUCGUUUCCCCCACGUGCAGCGCAGUUCUGUGUGUAAAUGCUGCUUUGGGUCAUUUUGUAAGAGCAUCUCUCUCCUUUUUUUCUUAAAAUUUAUUUCUGAUUUUUCCCUUUUUCUCCCAAUUUAGUGGCCAGUCGAUCCCAAUUUUAGUUCAAACACCCACCCUCGUACUGCAUGCGUUCGCCAACUGCAUCUCUCCGGCCGGCAGUCUCGAAGGAGACGCCUCAUCACUUUCGUGACAAGGUGACUCCAGGCCAAACCACUGCUUUUUCUGACAGACCCAGAGACGUAUUUGCACAUUCAUUUUUUUUUAAAUAGCGGAUCUUCCAGUUUUGGAAUGAAACACACACACACACACACCACCUCUCCCUGCGCAGUGUGGAUUGUAUGAAAAUUAACUACAUAAUGGCAUGUAGUUCCUGCUUGCAUCUGCUUUGAGUAGAUGAUUUUGUAAACUAGUAGUAAAAUGUUCAACCUCGGAUCUGCUGCUCAGACGGCGGGUCGGUAACUUUUUUACUUGCUUUUAUUGAUUAUUACCUCGCUUUCCUGGACAGAUGGUUGUGAUAACGGUCAACAAUCUAUCACGUGUGAAUGAUGAGAUUUCUAUUUUUUCCAUAUUUAUCAAAAAAAAAAAAGAAAAAGACAUGCAUGUUAGGUAGGGUUCGUACCCCUGACCGGGGCGUGGUGAGACAGGCUGGAGUUGGUCCCCGGGCGCUGCACAGCAGCUUCCCACUGCUCCUGGCUGCACAGCUAGGAUGGGCUCAAUGCAGAGAACAAUUUCCCUUUGGGGACCUGUAUCAAAAUAAAUAGAGAAAUAUCUUAAUUUGGUCUCCAGAUGAGAGGCAAUCUACCCUCUGCACACGUGAAACUUUGCAUAUUCAAUGAGUUGGAUGAAAAUGAACUACAUUUAUGUCGUGUAGUUGCUGCUUUUAUCUGCUUCGAGCAACGAUUUUGUAAACUUGGAGUAAAAUGUUCAACUUGGACCUGUUUUGCACCUGUGAAUGUUUUUUUUUUUUUUUUUGUGAAUUUAACUGCUUUUGUU
Molecule: messenger RNA, 9132 nt
Organism: Lampris incognitus (smalleye Pacific opah)
Lineage: Eukaryota; Metazoa; Chordata; Actinopteri; Lampriformes; Lampridae
Gene: heatr1
Product: HEAT repeat containing 1
Exons: 46
Coding region: 206-6661 (2151 amino acids)
Biological process (GO): positive regulation of transcription by RNA polymerase I; maturation of SSU-rRNA from tricistronic rRNA transcript (SSU-rRNA, 5.8S rRNA, LSU-rRNA)
Cellular component (GO): small-subunit processome; t-UTP complex; 90S preribosome
Molecular function (GO): snoRNA binding
Source: RefSeq, a predicted model, not a curated record